AUGGCACCAUCCACCACGAAUAUCGGCGGCGAAUGCUGCCUCCGAGCGUUUGAGUGGGACGGCACACCCGCCGGGACCGUCUCGACGAUCCCGGGGACGAACCACGCGGCCUACGUGACCGGGAACAACCCGUCAGCUGCAGUGCUCUACCUGCACGACAUUCUCGGCUGGACCUUUCCCAACGCCCGGCUGCUGGCUGACCACUACGCCCGCGAGGCCAACGUGACCGUCUACGUUCCCGACCUAUUCGACGGCUGGGUCGUCUCGCGCGAGGCCGUCUUCGCCAAGCGCUACGAAGACAUCGACAUGGCGGGCUUCCUGGCCCGGAACAACCGCGAGAAGCGCGAGCCCGAGAUCAUCGCGGCCGCCCGCGCCCUGCGCGCAAAGUACGCGCGCGUCGGCGUCGUCGGCUUCUGCUACGGCGGCUGGGCGUCGGCGCGCCUCGGCGCCAAGGACCUCCUGGGCGUCGUCGACUGCGUCAGCAUCGGCCACCCGGGCUUGAUGACCAAGGCCGACGUCGACGCCCUCGCCGUGCCCACGCAGCUUCUGGCCCCCGAGAUCGACGAGCACUACCCGCCCGAGCUCAAGACGCACACGUUCCAGACCCUCCAGGCCCUCGGCCUGCCGUUCGAGUACCACCACUUCCCCGGCGUCGAGCACGGCUGCCUCACGCGUGGCGACGAAGCCGCCAAGGGCUCGAGGGACGCCAUGGUGCGCGGCAAAAACGCCGCCGUCGCUUGGUUCAAGCAGUGGCUGCAGGUUGUCGAGUGA
This is a messenger RNA of Lasiosphaeria miniovina, 771 nucleotides long. RefSeq names its product Alpha/Beta hydrolase protein. Lineage: Eukaryota; Fungi; Ascomycota; Sordariomycetes; Sordariales; Lasiosphaeriaceae. Gene Ontology annotation, molecular function: hydrolase activity. Bases 1 to 771 code for a protein of 256 amino acids. The record is from RefSeq and is a predicted model, not a curated record. The transcript has a single exon.